Messenger RNA from Nasonia vitripennis (jewel wasp), 1930 nucleotides. It is a transcript of the gene Polr3C, whose product is annotated as DNA-directed RNA polymerase III subunit RPC3. The record is from RefSeq and is a predicted model, not a curated record. Gene Ontology annotation, cellular component: RNA polymerase III complex. The transcript has 8 exons. Gene Ontology annotation, molecular function: single-stranded DNA binding. The coding region runs from base 256 to 1758 and encodes 500 amino acids. Gene Ontology annotation, biological process: DNA-templated transcription. NCBI's taxonomy places the organism in Eukaryota, Metazoa, Arthropoda, Insecta, Hymenoptera, Pteromalidae.
GUCUGAUGAAACCUGAAAUCAAAAAUGUCGCAGCGCAGUCUGUUGCGGGUUGCCGGCCGUAUUCGGUUUCGCAGUGGCACCGGUGGUACGCAGGCAGUGCAGUCGCAGCGAUGUUAUGUUUUUUAAGUAUUUUUUAGGUUAAAUUUAAGGUUAUAUUUUAUUCAAAUAUCAACCUGAUGACAAUGAAAACAAAUUGUUGCGUGUGUUUAUGUUGAUUUUUUACUGUUGUAUAAAUUUUUGUAAAAUCUACCAAUCAUGUCAUUGAUAUUGGAGAAACUCUGCAAAAGCAUUCUGCUUGAACACUUCGGACCAAUUGUUGAACAAACUGCUAGUGAUUUGUUUCAACAUGGGCCAAGAACUUUAGGGCAAAUGAGAAGCACCAUAAAACUCCCAAUAUCAAAGAUAAAGGAAUCUUUAUGCGUUCUCAUUAAGUUUGGAAUUGUUUUUUACGAACAAACUGAACGAGGCUUAAUUUAUAAUUUAGACACAGACAAGAUUAUUACAAUCUUGAGGUAUCCAAGGUACAUGUAUUUUGUUGAAAACUGUUGUGGCAAUGAAGCAGAGAUGAUGCUGGAAGAAGUUCUGAAAAAUGGCUACGAUACUGCAUCUCAAAUAAUUGUCAAAACUUAUAAAAAAUUAGAACAAUUUCCACCUGAAAGGCGGUCAUCAGUUCCUGUUUUAAAAGAUAAAUUUGAACUACUUGUCAAAAAUCAGUUCUUAAUGCGUAGUCUAUGUUCCGAUAUCUUGAGCGAUGUUCCUACAGAUAAACCAGACUUUAGUAUGCCAUCGCUCAACAUUAAGGCUCUUACACGCCUCACUCAGGGUAAUGAAACAGAGCCAGCAGGAGACAGUAAUAUAUACUGGAAAGUCAAUAUCGACAGGUUUACGCAAGACUUAAGAGAUCAAAUUUUAGUCAAAUCAAUAAUGAAUAGAAUAGAUGACAGUGCUGGAGAAUUAAUGAGACAACUCUUGUAUCUCAUGUAUUUGCGAACAGCAUCGUGGGCUGAUACAUCGAUUCCUAUACCAGUUACUGAAAUAAAGGAUGCAAUGAAAAAAAAUUUUCCAUCUAUACUGCCACAUCUUGACCAGUAUCUGCGAAUCAUAGAAGAAGACUCGAGCCAGUUUAUACAAAGAGUCGGAGAUUCUGGAGGAGGACAGUACAGUGUGAAUAUGAAAGAAGCUUUUCAUCAAUUAGCAUGGGCAGUUUUAGAAAAUGUAGUUAUGGAAAGAUUUGGAUCCAAGGCUGCUAGAAUUUUCAGGUUAAUACGGAGUCACAAGUAUAUCGAACAAGAAAAAAUUAAUCAAAUAGCCAUGAUACCUGCAAAGGAAGCCAAAAUUUUGACUUUCAAACUGUUGGAGGAAAACUUUUUACAAAUACAUGAACUGAAAAAAGCUGGAGUAUCCACUGCGCCAACAAAAAUAUUUUUCUUAUUUCACAUCGAUCUCAACCAGGUUGUGAGAAUGACGAUCGAACAUUGCUAUCAUGCUCUUUAUAAUGUUAUCCAAAGAAGAGAACACGAAAUGACCAGUAAUAAAAGAAUAAUCGACAAAGAAUUGAGAAUAAAAACGCUGACUGCUAAUUUAAAAGAGCACGGCGCGACUGAAGAGCAAUUAGCCGAAAUUGCGGAAAUGAUGACUCCAUCGGAAAGGUUGCAGAUUGAGCGAGUCCACGAAGUUAUUAAGAAACUAGGAACUAAUGAAUUUUGCAUCGACGAUACUCUAUUUGUAUUGCAAAUGUAUAUACGUUACCACAGGUGAUUUUCUAUAGAAUCACACGAUGUUAUAGUUUAUUUUAUGGAGAUACCAUCCGUAAGCCUCUUUUUACAAAUAAAUUGAUUUAUUUUACAAAGAAGAAUAAAAACACAAUUGAUUUAUAUAGAUAUUUAUUUAUAUGUAAUAAUGAAUACGCUUGUAAAAUACAAACAACAAA